AUGACAAGCUUAAAUCUUGGCCGUCCAUUUCACUCCGCCACCGCCGGCCAGACUCCCCAACUGCGGCCACGGAGACGAGCCACCCGCCUGAGAAUCUCGAAUUCCAGUUUACAUCACCCAAACAAGUUUAAAAGGGCAUAUACAAGUGUGUUGAUAGUGCCAACCGGCGUUGGAGCAGCCAUUGGUGGCUAUGCCGGGGAUGCAUUACCGGUGGCUCGUGCCCUCUCCACGGUGGUGGACUGCCUCGUAUCUCAUCCCAAUGUUCUUAAUGCAGCAUCACUUUACUGGCCAAUGCCGAACAUAUUAUAUGUUGAGGGUUAUGCUCUUGAUAGAUUUGCCGAAGGCCUUUGGGCACUACAACCAGUUCAUCAGAAUAAGGUGGGACUAGUUCUUGAUGCUGGAAUAGAGGAAGAUCUUCGGAUUCGUCAUUUACAAGUGGUUGAUGCAGCAAGAGCUUCCCUUGGUUUGCCUGUUGUUGAAUAUACUGUGACCGACACCCCUUUACAGGUGGAAAAAUGGAUCAACUCUAAGAGUGGACAAUCCACGGGGAGGAUACAGCAUUCUGAUUCUUUACUAAGGGCCGUAGGAUCAUUGAUAAAGAGAUCUGGGGUGAAUGCAGUUGCAGUAGUGGCUCGCUUUCCAGAUGAUGAUAGUGAUGACGUUGAUGAUUAUCGGCAAGGGAUGGGUAUAGAUCUUUUGGCAGGUGUGGAAGCUGUGAUUAGCCAUCUAGUGGUGAAGAAUUAUGGGAUUCCUUGUGCUCAUGCUCCUGCAUUAUUACCUCUUCCACUAAGUCCUUUGUGUCCAAAAUCAGCUGCGGAAGAGAUAGGUUAUACAUUUUUGCCAUGUGUGCUUGCUGGGCUUAGUACAGCACCACAGUAUUUGGUAAGGAAUUCCGAGUCUUCAGACAAGGACUGUAUAUUAGCCAGUGAUGUUGAUAGUGUUAUUCUACCAAUUGACGCAUGCGGAGGAGACGGUGCUCUUGCAUUUGCUAGUGGAAAAACAAGUAGGGCACUUUUGAUUGCCGUUGAAGAGAAUGAAACUGUUCUCAGUGAUACACCUGAUAAACUUGGGAUUAACGCGGUGAAGGUAUCAAAUUACUGGGAGGCGAUAGGAGUUGUGGCUGCUCAUAAAGCAGGAAUAGACCCAAAUUCCCUGCGGAGAGACAGGAUAAAGAACAUACAACAUGCUUUUUCCAUAUCUUCAAAUGGUUAUGCCUUUUCAGGAGCCUAA
Messenger RNA from Fraxinus pennsylvanica, 1230 nucleotides. NCBI's taxonomy places the organism in Eukaryota, Viridiplantae, Streptophyta, Magnoliopsida, Lamiales, Oleaceae. The record is from the annotation of a GenBank genome assembly.